AUGAUGAUAAUUUCUGAACUAAAAGUUGAGGGUAUUGGAGGCCCCUUACAGGUUAGAAUACUACGCAAAUGGAAACACGAUAUCCGCCAAUACGAAACUUGGUACCUGGUUGUCAACAAAUAUGCGGAUGCAAUCCAAAUUCUUGGACAGCGAACAAACCAGACCUACAUUGAAUCUGUUUUCAAUGUUACACAAUGUUAUAUUAUAUCGGACUAUAGUUGCCCCAAAUUAGACAGGUAUCAAAAGGUUCUAGAAAACGAUAUCUAUAUUGACGUUGGUCUGAAGUCCAGCAUACAGCGAAUUCCAGACACAAUCACAAUUCCAAAAACCUGGUUUUGUUUUGUAUCAAAGUCACAACUGAUUGAACUUGGAGAAGCACCACCAUACUAUCCAAGUUUUCUCUAUGUUAUCCAUAUAACUUAA
Lactuca saligna is the source of this 423-nucleotide messenger RNA. The record is from the annotation of a GenBank genome assembly. NCBI's taxonomy places the organism in Eukaryota, Viridiplantae, Streptophyta, Magnoliopsida, Asterales, Asteraceae.